AUUUGGAAAGGGGGGUCUCACACAUUAUUGGGGAAAAAUAUUUGCUGCACCAUUUGUGAAUAAAUAUGAUUUAGUCCUAAAAUUAAGCACUCACAAUGGAUUACGAAUCUUCCGAAUUCAGUGAUGUUACGACUGGCAGCUGCAAAAAAAGGCUCACAUUUCUGAAAUAUAUUUUAAGCGACAUAUCGAGCGAUCAAAAAUGGGCAGCCGAGUUCGGGGAGGACACGGAAGGACAUCAGUUCUCCCUCGACUAUCUGUUGGACACUUUCGUAGUCCUAUAUGAUGAAUGCAGUAACUCAUCCCUGCGAAGGGAGAAAGGAGUCUCAGAUUUUCUUAAACUAUCCAAGCCUUUCGUGCAAAUUGUACGAAAACUCCGUCUAAGCCGAGAUGAUUUUGAUAUACUCAAAAUUAUCGGGCGAGGUGCCUUCGGAGAAGUCUGCGUCGUCCAGAUGAUAUCCACCGAAAAGGUCUACGCCAUGAAGAUCCUGAACAAGUGGGAGAUGUUGAAGCGGGCCGAGACAGCCUGUUUUCGGGAGGAGCGGGAUGUGCUGGUCUUUGGCGACCGGCAGUGGAUAACCAAUUUACACUACGCCUUUCAAGACAAUAUUAAUCUGUACCUUGUCAUGGACUACUACUGCGGCGGGGAUCUCCUUACCUUGUUGAGUAAAUUCGAAGACAAGCUACCGGAGGAUAUGGCCAAGUUUUACAUCACCGAGAUGAUUCUGGCCAUCAACAGUAUUCACCAGAUCAAGUACGUUCACAGGGACAUCAAGCCGGACAACGUCCUGCUCGAUAAGCGCGGCCAUGUGCGGCUAGCGGACUUUGGUUCCUGCCUCCGACUGGAAAAGGAUGGCACUGUCCAGUCAAACGUGGCUGUCGGCACACCAGACUACAUUUCCCCGGAAAUAUUGCGGGCCAUGGAGGACGGGAAGGGGCGGUAUGGAACGGAGUGCGAUUGGUGGUCCCUGGGAGUGUGCAUGUACGAGAUGCUGUACGGAGAGACUCCGUUUUACGCGGAGAGCUUGGUGGAGACCUAUGGCAAGAUCAUGAAUCAUCAGAACUGCUUCAAUCUGCCGACGCAGGAGACCAUUAACUACAAGGUAUCGGAGACAUCUCAGGACUUGCUGUGCAAGCUGAUUUGUAUACCUGAGAACCGCCUUGGCCAGAACGGAAUCCAGGACUUUAUGGAUCACCCCUGGUUUGUGGGCAUCGACUGGAAAAAUAUUAGGCUGGGGCCUGCGCCAUAUGUGCCGGAAGUGUCCAGUCCCACUGACACUUCCAACUUUGACGUCGACGACAACGAUGUCCGGUUAACGGACUCUAUUCCUCCCUCUGCCAAUCCCGCCUUCUCGGGAUUCCACUUGCCCUUCAUUGGCUUCACCUUCUCCCUCAGCAGCAGCUCUCCCUCGGACUCGAAAAAGAACAGUUCCGGAUUCGGCGAUACUCUGGACACUGUGAGCAGUCCACAGCAGGCCAACAUACCGAGUAACAACUCGGAGGCUUCCGUCGACUCCGCUCAGGAGAAGCAGCUCAAGUCGCUAUCUGAACAAAUAGCUGCCUUCAAGCAGGAAAAACUAGAACUAACCAAGCAGCACAACGAGAUCUUCGAGAGACUUAAAACGCAGGACGCGGAGCUGCAAGACGCCAUUUCCCAGCGCAACAUAGCCAUGAUGGAGUACUCUGAGGUCACCGAGAAGCUGUCGGAACUGCGCAACCAAAAGCAGAAGCUCUCUCGCCAGGUCCGCGACAAGGAAGAGGAGCUGGACGGAGCUAUGCAGAAGAACGACAGCCUGCGGAACGAGCUGAGAAAAUCGGACAAAACCCGACGGGAGCUGGAGCUGCACAUAGAGGACGCCGUGAUCGAGGCAUCCAAGGAGAAAAAGCUGCGGGAACACGCCGAAGAGUGCUGCCGACAACUGCAGCUGGAGCUGAGGAAAGGCUCCUCCAGCCUGGAGACCACCAUGCCGCUAAGCAUUUCCUCGGACAUGUCGUCGUACGAGAUCGAGCGAAUGGAACUGCAGUUCACGGAAAAGCUGAGCCACCAGCAGACGCGCCACAACAUGGAAUUGGAUACUCUGCGCGCACAACUCGGUGACUUGGAGAGCUCGAACGUGGAACUGUCCAAGGAGCUGCAGCAGACACAGGAAAGGCUCAAGUUCACACAGCUGGAAUCCAUUACGGACUCGGCAGAAACCCUCUUGGAAUUGAAGAAGCAGCACGACCUGGAGAAGUCGUCUUGGUUUGAGGAGAAGCAGCGACUAAGUUCGGAGGUGAAUCUCAAGUCGAAGAGCCUUAAAGAACUGCAGGCGGAGGACGAUGAAAUCUUCAAGGAGUUGAGGAUGAAGCGCGAAGCCAUCAACCAGUGGGAGCGGCAGAUGGCGGAGAUCAUCCAAUGGGUGUCCGAUGAGAAGGACGCCCGCGGCUACUUGCAGGCUCUGGCCACCAAAAUGACCGAGGAGCUGGAGUAUCUGAAGCACGUUGGCACCUUCAAUAACAACGGAGUAGACAAUAAAAACUGGCGAAAUCGACGAUCGCAGAAACUGGACAAGAUGGAGCUGCUGAACCUGCAGAGCGCUCUGCAAAGGGAGAUCCAAGCCAAAGCGAUGAUAUCCGAUGAACUGAGCCAAACCCGGUCGGACCUCAUUUCCACUCAGAAGGAGGUGCGGGACUACAAGAAGCGCUACGACUCCAUUCUCCACGACUUCCAGAAGAAGGAGACCGAGCUGCGGGAUCUGCAAAAGGGAGGCCUCGAGUAUUCCGAGUCGUUCCUGAACAAGUCCACGCAUCACGGCCUCAGCAGUGCCUUCUUCCGGGACAUGUCAAAAACGUCUGAGGUCAUAGAUUCUGGCGAGAGCUUCGGCAACGAAUCGGGCGACAACUACACCCCAAACUUCUUCCAGUCCGGAAACUCUGGUAUGCUCUUCAACUACGAGCCGAAGUUUUCCGGCAAAAACAGCAAGGAAAACGCCUCCAUGAAAGAGGUCUCCGUCAGCGACUUAUCUCGAGCGGAUGAUAGCGACAUUAUGUCCCUGAAGGAAUCUCAGAAGAAAGUGAGCACCGGGCAUACAUCGAUCCAUCAGUUUCUGGUGCGGACUUUCAGCAGCCCGACUAAGUGCAACCACUGCACCUCCCUGAUGGUGGGACUGACGCGACAGGGAGUGGUGUGCGAGAUCUGUGGCUUUGCCUGCCACACCAUCUGCUGUCAGAAGGUACCGACAACCUGCCCCGUGCCCAUGGACCAGACCAAGCGACCACUGGGCAUCGAUCCUACCCGGGGUAUUGGCACUGCUUACGAGGGCUAUGUGAAGGUGCCCAAGUCUGGGGUCAUAAAACGGGGCUGGAUACGCCAGUUUGUGGUGGUGUGCGAUUUCAAGCUGUUCCUCUACGACAUCUCGCCCGACCGCUGCGCCCUGCCCAGUGUGAGUGUGUCCCAGGUGCUGGACAUGAGGGAUCCCGAAUUCUCGGUGGGCAGUGUGCGGGAGAGUGAUGUCAUUCAUGCCGCCAAGAAAGAUGUGCCAUGUAUUUUCAAGAUAAAAACUGCGCUAAUUGACGGAGGUCUGUCGUUGAAUACUCUGAUGCUGGCCGACAACGAAUCGGAAAAGUCGAAAUGGGUCAUUGCCCUGGGGGAGUUACAUCGAAUAUUGAAACGAAACAGCUUACCAAAUACUGCUAUUUUUAAAGUCAAUGAGAUUCUGGACAAUACGUUGUCCUUGAUACGAAACGCUUUGUGUUCUGUCAUCAUCUAUCCAAAUCAGAUUCUUCUGGGCACCGAAGACGGCUUGUACUACAUUAAUUUAGAUCAAUACGAAAUCGCUCGUAUUGGGGAGAGCAAGAAGAUCCUUCAGUUGUGGUAUAUUGAAGAGGAACAAAUUCUCGUUAUCUUGUGCGGCAAGCAGCGAAACUUGCGCCUGCUGCCCAUAAGAGCAUUAGAGGCUAGUGACGUCGAGUGGAUCAAGGUGGUCGACUCGAAGAACUGCAUAUCGGCUUGCACUGGAAUAAUCCGCCGGUUCCCCAACAUUGUCUACUCCUUCAUUAUCGCGUUGAAGCGGCCCAAUAACCACACACAAAUCGUAGUCUACGAGAUCAACAGAACGCGCACAAGGCACCAGAAGACUUGCGAAUUCACCAUCGGCUACAUGGCCCAGCAUCUGCAGAUUCUAUCCGAUAUGCGACUGGUUGUGGCCCAUCAAAGUGGCUUCACUGCCUACUUUUUGCGAGGCGAAGCGACUGCUAUGUCUUUGGUUCAUCCUGAAAACCAGCUAUGUGCAUUUUUGAAUUACUCCGGAGUGGAUGCUGUUCGGGUUAUUGAAAUUCUUUGUCCCAGCGGUGGUAACUUUGGGGAGUAUUUGCUGGUAUUCCAAACACUGGCCAUAUACGUGGACUUGCAGGGACGCAAGUCCCGGGACAGGGAAAUAAUGUAUCCCGCCUUUCCCACAUAUAUAACCUUUUGUGAUGGCCAUUUGCUGGUGUUCUCGGACACACACUUGGAUAUAUUCAAUACCCAGACCGCUGAGUGGGUGCAGUCCAUCGGUCUGAAGCAAUCACUUCCACUGAAUAAUCUGGGCAAUGUGGUGUUGUCUUCCGUCAAUGACACCCCCUUGAUUGUUUACCUGUCCAAUAUUCACACAAAGGGCCUUCUGCAAUGUCGAGACGGAACUCGAAAGGGUCUUCCAAAUAUUAAGAGGAGAUUUUCUAUAAGAGAGAUUAAUAAAACAAUCAAAAGCGAUCGUAGAUCAAAGAUGAUAUCGGCACCGACUAACUUCAACCACAUCUCGCAUAUGGGCCCCGGCGAUGGCAUUCAAAAUCAACGACUCCUAGACCUACCAACCACUCUCGAAACAGCCGACCAAGCCUGCAGUCCAAUAAUACAUUCUCUGAGUUCCAUACCCCAGACUAGAAAAUCAAAUUUUCUAGAACAAGUGGAUGGAAACUCUGAUGAUUAUGGAAACGAUAAUAUAAUCUCUCGAACGCCCAGUCCAAUGGCAUCGUCCUUCAUGGACGGCUUAAGCAAUAACGAAUAAUUUCAGUCAGAAAAUCUCUACACAUGUGUAAUUUACUCGAUUUUUUAAGAUAACUGUUUGUAAUAAACAUAUUUAAUUUCUCGAAUAUCAA
Molecule: messenger RNA, 5112 nt
Organism: Drosophila bipectinata
Lineage: Eukaryota; Metazoa; Arthropoda; Insecta; Diptera; Drosophilidae
Gene: gek
Product: serine/threonine-protein kinase gek
Biological process (GO): peptidyl-threonine phosphorylation; actomyosin structure organization
Cellular component (GO): cytoplasm; cytoskeleton
Molecular function (GO): protein serine/threonine kinase activity; ATP binding
Source: RefSeq, a predicted model, not a curated record